This is a messenger RNA of Kwoniella mangroviensis CBS 8507, 201 nucleotides long. RefSeq lists its product as uncharacterized. Bases 1 to 201 code for a protein of 66 amino acids. The transcript has a single exon. The record is from RefSeq and is a predicted model, not a curated record. NCBI's taxonomy places the organism in Eukaryota, Fungi, Basidiomycota, Tremellomycetes, Tremellales, Cryptococcaceae.
AUGGAGAGAUUGGUAUGUGCGGAUGAUGAUAGGAAAGUAGCUUAUCAAUCUAGAAAGGCGAAAGCUUUUUACUCUUGGGAUCAUUAUGAACCUGAAGUCAGAGAUCAUAUAUUAGAUGUGGUCAAGGGACCUUGGUGUAGAUUGGGUUUCGAAGAGAUGUUGAGGGAACAAAGAGGUAUAAAAGGCGUGGUAUGUUCAUGA